Molecule: messenger RNA, 3602 nt
Organism: Ylistrum balloti
Lineage: Eukaryota; Metazoa; Mollusca; Bivalvia; Pectinida; Pectinidae
Exons: 8
Coding region: 2-766 (254 amino acids)
Source: RefSeq, a predicted model, not a curated record
CAUGGCUGCUGCCUGUGCUCCUCCUCUAGUCGUUCCCAUGCACUAUGUUCCAUCAUUCAAAGUGGAUGUCAGAUUACAUGAGCCACUUACAGGAGGGGAAGCAAGUCCAACAGACAUUGAGAUUGAGAUGAUGUCUCUCUGUUCACAGUUAGACGUGCUGUGCAAGAAGGAACUCCGAGAUCAACAUGGAAAAAAGUCAGAGCUGGGAAAAGUUAGCAGUGAAUUCACCGACAAAGCUACAGUUGUCCAUGACCGAAUGAAGCAACUUCUCCUGAGACAGAAGCAGGAUAUGAGUCUUGGACAAUACAUUGUAUGGCGAGGUUUAGACCGGGUAUUCCCAAGGGCAGCAACUUUUCUCUCCAGACCUGAUGGCCUUAAUCUGUUGGAUAAGAAAACUGGUUUAGAUGGUUACUAUCAGGACCUUGCCUGUAUGAAUCAGCUGCUUUCUCUUUCCAUGCAAAUUAAUUCCGACUUACACAAUUUACAAGACCAUAAAUACAUUGCCCACCAGCUGGCCAUUCUAUAUCAAUCAGUGACCUCAUUAGAUGCAGCCUGUAUGGAGACUUUUAAGAAAAGCAUAGAGGAUAAUUUCAAGGUAGUGAAAGCAUCCCUAGCUGACGAUGGGGAGAGUGGCAGACAGCUGAGUAACGAACACAAACAAUGGUUGAUAAAUUUGACAUGUAGUAUUGUACAGAUGUUGACCUCAUUCCCAGCUGAACUCACACAGGAGAUGGUCCAGCCUGUUCUAGCUCUGCACCAGACAUGAAUCAUUCCAACUUUUACUCAUCAUCACCAUUUCUGUAAAUUAUGAUGCCAUUGUUUAAGUUAUUAUUUCAUAAGCUAAAUUUUUCAUUUCGAAUAGUAAGGAAUAAUUCACAGUACAUCCAGCUGUCAUUAUUCAUUUUGAAAACAGGUAUCAUGACAAACCUUGUGUUGAUAUCAUGUGUAGACCCUGUUAUUGUCACAUACAGUACCCCUGUUAUUAUCACAUACAGCACUCCUGUUAUUGUCACAACACACUUGUUAUUGCCAUAUGAAGAACACCUCUUCUUGUGAAGAAAAAAUAUUGAAAUAUUGAAGUUUCUGUUAACCUGAUAGAUCUUAUAUUUUUUUUUGAACUUUUUUGACAAUAUUCAUGAAAAGACUACCAAAACCUGUUAAUGUCAUGUUGAGGACCUUAUUUAUUGUCAAAAUCUCCUGUUAUAUCAUGUUUUGUUUAUUGUGGUACAUGUGUAUGAUUUCGGUGGUUAUCUAGAAGCCCUGUACUGUCAUAUCAUACCAUGUUGUUUACUAUAUGGAACUUUAAUUUUACAUCUUUUGCUAAUUAUGUUUUUGUUGUGUGAUAUUCUGCUGGGAAUGUAUUACUGCUUUCAUUAGUUUAUUAAUAUUCUACAUUACUAAUGUAUCCAUGUAGUUCACAGACUUGCUAAGAUUUUAACAGGUUAUGUAACAAUAUUGUUUGAUCAAAAGUUUUUAAUAUGGAAAUAAAUCUGUGCAAUAGGAAUACUGAUUGUCUGCCAUGAACUUUGUUUUAGCAUAUAAAAGAUACCCAUGAUCAUUUGCUAUCAUGUGAGAAAAUCCCUCAGUGACUUGUCAUAGUAAAAUCCCCUCAAUGAUUUGGUACGGUAAAAUCACCUGGAUGAUUUACUGUUAUAGCAUCCCCUGGAUGAUUUAUUAUUGUAAAUCCCCUGGGUGAUUUGGUAUGGUAAAAUCCCCUGGGUGGUUUGGUAUGGUAAAAUCCCCUGGGUGAUUUGGUAUGGUAAAAUCCCCUCAAUGAUAUGGUAUGGUAAAAUUCCCACAAUGAUUUGGCAUAGUAAAAUGCCCUCAAUGAUUUGGUAUGGUAAAAUGCCCUCAAUGAUUUGGUAGGGUAAAAUCCCCACAAUGAUUUGGUAUGGUAAAAUGCCCUCAAUGAUUUGGUAUGGUAAAAUGCCCUCAAUGAUUUGGUAUGGUAAAAUCCCCACAAUGAUUUGGUAUGGUAAAAUCCCCACAAUGAUUUGGUAUGGUAAAAUGCCCACAAUGAUUUGGUAUGGUAAAAUGCCCUCAAUGAUUUGGUAUGGUAAAAUCCCUGUGAUGAUUUGCUAUUAUUGUUCGGUCAUCAUAUUUAUGUUCUUUGGUCUAAAUUUAGGUACUUGUUAUUUUUGUAUUAUAAUCAAAGUCACUUAUCUUGUAAUGUAGGCCAUUUAUCUCUUAACAAAGGACAGUUAUCUUGUGAUGAAGGACAUUAUCAUGUAAUUGAAGACGUUAAAUCAUAAUAGAGGACAAUAUCUCAUAAUUGAAGACUUGUAUCUCAUAACUGAGGAUGUGUAUCUCAUAAUUGAGGACAAAAUUUCUCAUAAUUGAGGAUGUGUUUCUCAUAAUCAAGAAUCAUCAGAGCAAAACUACUUUUCAAUAUUGGUUUAUCAGUGUUGCAGGUGCUAUCCAGAUGUUUUUUGUGUGUUCAUUGAAUAUGAUUUAAUUAGUGUUUGGUUAGAAUUCUGAGUAUAAUGGUUUUUUUUUUCUAAGUUUGAUAGUAAUAAGAACAGUAUUAAUUAUUAUAGACAAGUUUGAUUUUACAUCAUUGGUUAACUAGGAGAAUAAACGGUAACAAUUUUUUUGUACAAAUUCAAUAGUUUAUAUCAGCAAACAUUGAUGCCGUAGCACUACUAUUGUGACAAACGUAAAGGAUACAUUAAAAUGAUAGGGUGUUUAUUCACUGUGAGGUAUACCCAAAGUGCUAGGAAAUAUAUUAUGUUUUUACUGCAGAAUCUGAAUUUUAUUUGUAAGAAAGUCAUUGAAAUCAAUUAAGCUGUGGAUAUUUAAUUAAAGCAAAACUAGAUACCAGUAAUUGAGUGUCUGUUGUGGCACUUUUUUAAAAAAAGUGUCAAACUUGAGUGAAAACUCUGAAUUCAGUGUUAUUUAUAGGAGUUGAUAUGUACUUAAGAUUUCUUUAUAUACUUUCACUUCAAAAGUGACAAAUUAUGAAUUCCAUUUAAACCAAAUUUCAGGAUUCUGAAAUCCCAUAAGUGAAGGGUAGUUAGGUAUUUUGUGAUCCUUACAGAUUCCACUGAAUGAUUGUGUAAUUGUAAGAGAGCUCAGAUGUGAGAUGUACAAUCAUGAUAAUAGAAAAAAAAUUGUUUAAUAUAAAAAAACCAAGAGAGGAAGAUGAAAUUGUGAGUGUGGUAAAAUCUUUAUCGUGAGAAGAGAUUUUCUGAUAAAGAAAUGUGAUUCUUAUAUUGAUAACAGAUAACUUUUUAAAACAUGUUUUAAAAUCAUAUUAGGACCAAUAGAGGUUUUGUAGACACAAGUAAAAAACUUCUUACAAAACAGUAAUGCUUACACAUCCCUGUGUACUCAUUUGGUCUAUUUAUCAAACCUAUAGUAUAUGUAACUUUUCUUGUACUCUACAAUAAAUUUAGUCAGUUUGCUUUUAUUGGAAAACUUGAGAUGUUUCAUUAAUCAUAUCCUUCACUUAUAGAUGUUUAUUAUUAAUACAUACAAUGUACAUGUUACCAUUGGGAUGCUUGUGGUUUUUGUACAUUUGGGCAAAGAUAAAGGAAGACAAUUUUGUUAGUGGUAUAAUUGUACUGGGUAUUAUUUCAGUUUUUGAAAAUGAUUAAAAUGAA